UAAAAACCUUAUAGCUUUUUUUCCCACUGCAGCCUAAAACACACACAAAGAAGAAGUGAAUUAAGAGAGAUUCAUAAGACGAAUCUUUGCUUUACAGAAUCGUAUCAUCUUCUUCUAGGCAUUUAAGAGAAAAGAUGACUGCUGAAGUUAAGGUUGAGGAGAAGCAGGUGGAGUCUGAGGUUGUUAUUGCUCCUCCUGCUGUUGUUCCGGAUGAGACUACUGUCAAAUCUGUUGUGGAAGGAGGAGAAGACGAAGCUGUGGAAGAGACCAAGGUUGAUGAUGAUGAGAGCAAGCCCAAGGGUGUGGAGAAGAGUGCCUCGUUUAAAGAAGAGAGUGAUUUCUUUGCUGAUUUGAAAGAUUCUGAGAAGAAGGCUCUUGGUGAUCUCAAGUUGAAGCUUGAGGAAGCUAUUGUUGAUAACACUCUUCUCAAGACCAAGAAGAAGGAGAGCUCUCCUGUGAAGGAGAAGAAGGAGGAGGUUGUGAAGCCAGAAGCUGCUGCUGAGGUAGAGAAGAAGAAGGAAGAAGCAGAGGACAAGGUUGAGGAAGAGAAGAAAUCUGAGGCUGUUGCUGUUACCGAAGAAGCUGUGAAAGCUGAGACUGUUGUUGCAGAAGAGGAAGAGAUGAAGACUGCUGAGCCUGUUGUUGAGAAGGUAGAGGAAGAGACUAAGGAAGAAGUGAAAGCUGAGAAUGUAGAAGAAGAGAAGAAAACCGAGGAUGUUGUUACCGAAGACACCAAGGAAGAAGCGAAAGCUGAGACUGUCGAGGAGGAGGAAGCAGAUGAGUCGGUUGAUAAAGAUAUCGAGCUGUGGGGAGUGCCAUUGCUUCCAAGCAAAGGAGCUGAAGCUACGGAUGUAAUCCUCUUGAAGUUCUUGAGAGCAAGAGACUUCAAAGUGAACGAAGCUUUUGAGAUGCUGAAGAAAACCCUGAAAUGGAGGAAGCAACACAAGAUUGAUUCGAUCCUUGGAGAAGACUUUGGGGAGGAGCUUGCCUCUGCUUCUUACAUGAACGGUGUUGACCGCGAGUCACACCCAGUUUGCUACAAUGUCCACAGCGAGGAGCUUUACCAGACAUUUGGAACAGAGAAGAACAGAGAGAAGUUCUUGAGAUGGAGGUUUCAGCUCAUGGAGAAGGGAAUCCAGCAGCUUAAUCUGAAACCAGGAGGUGUUACUUCUCUUCUACAGAUCCAUGAUCUCAAAAACGCUCCUGGAGUGUCAAGGAAAGAUCUCUGGGUUGGAAUCAAGAACGUAAUAGUAACUCUGCAGGACAAUUAUCCCGAGUUCGUGUCUAGAAACAUAUUCAUAAAUGUGCCGUUCUGGUUCUACGCCAUCAAUGCUGUCCUCUCGCCAUUCCUAACGCAAAGAACCAAGAGCAAGUUUGUUGUGGCUCGUCCAGCUAAGGUUACAGAGACUCUUCUCAAGUACAUUCCAGCUGAGGAGCUUCCAGUUCAGUACGGUGGGUUCAAAAGAGAUGACGAUACCUCAUUCUCCAACGAAGCUGUCACUGAAGUUGUUGUUAAGCCUGGAUCAUCUGAAACCAUCGAAAUCCCAGCUCCUGAGGCUGAAGGUACAUUGGUAUGGGACAUAGCGGUUUUGGGAUGGGAAGUGAAUUACAAGGAAGAGUUUGUGCCGACCGCUGAAGGAGCAUACACAGUAAUUGUCCAAAAGGCGAAGAAGAUGGGAUCAAAUGAAGAAGCGAUCAGGAACAGUUUCAAGAACAGUCAGGCUGGUAAGAUUGUUCUCACGGUCGACAAUGUCUCUAGCAAGAAGAAGAGAGUUCUGUACAGGUACAGGACCAAGACUGAAGCCUCUUCCUGAAGUAGAGACUUCUCUGCAACCUCCGGAUAUAUAAUAUUCUUUUUCUAAAUUCAAUGUUUGGUGUUAUUAUUUAUUUAUGAGUGAUAUGUGCGAAAGAAAGAGAGAGAAUUACUGCUUCUGCCAUUGUUUUAUUGAUGAAAUUCAAUCUUUUGUUAUGAGAUUUUUUUUUAUUAUCUUCCGUUUCUA
Capsella rubella is the source of this 2000-nucleotide messenger RNA. Its product is annotated as patellin-4. The transcript has 4 exons. The coding region runs from base 135 to 1814 and encodes 559 amino acids. The record is from RefSeq and is a predicted model, not a curated record. Lineage: Eukaryota; Viridiplantae; Streptophyta; Magnoliopsida; Brassicales; Brassicaceae. Gene Ontology annotation, molecular function: lipid binding.